Molecule: messenger RNA, 1310 nt
Organism: Anopheles bellator
Lineage: Eukaryota; Metazoa; Arthropoda; Insecta; Diptera; Culicidae
Gene: SP555
Product: SPRY domain-containing SOCS box protein 3
Exons: 3
Coding region: 61-1206 (381 amino acids)
Biological process (GO): intracellular signal transduction; proteasome-mediated ubiquitin-dependent protein catabolic process
Cellular component (GO): SCF ubiquitin ligase complex
Molecular function (GO): protein binding
Source: RefSeq, a predicted model, not a curated record
GCUACUGAUGGUGAGCCGGGAACAGCAGCCGGGAGUCGGUGUGCGGCCCGGCGGGCAUGCAUGAGUGCUAGGAGACCACCGUCUCCGCGUUCGAUCCGCGUCCGAUCGCCACGCUUCGACUUGGAGCCGUACAGGUUCAGACACUCCGGCACGCUGGACACGGUGAAACUGAUCGGGUCGUACCGGCCCGACCGUGGUCCGCUCGCGAACGGUGACGACGACGCACUGAUGACUAUCAACGAGAACCGUAAUGUGGGGGGCAACGAUGGAGCGCCCGUCGAUGGAGCACCGCUAUCGGGUGCGUCGUCCACGUCGGCCUCCUCCGUCAGCUCGUCCGAGUCGGGAACGUUCGAGCAGCCGGGGCCGGCCACGGGGGGAUCCGGUUCCCCGAGUCACUCGAUGGACGCGAUGGCGGCGCUCGAGCAGGUCAACAACAAUGCCGCCUUCGGGCUGCAGCCACCCCCAGCGUACGACGAGCGGCCCCUGGUGAACGGGUGCGAGGACAAGUGGAGCUGGAACAAGCGGGACCGCUCGAAGGAGGUGUGGCUGAGCGGGGCCAACAACCGGAAGGUGCACUUCCACCCGAACUGGAGCAAGGGCACGGCCGGGAUCCGUGGGACGCGCGUCCUCAACAAUGGCCGCUACUACUGGGAGAUCAGCGUGUCGCAGCGGGUCUUCGGGACGAGCAUGAUGUUCGGCAUUGGUACGAAGAAGGCCCGGCUACACGUCAACAUGUUCACCAACCUGCUCGGGGAGGACCGAAACGGCUGGGGUCUCUCGCACAAGGGCCUCCUGUGGCACGGCGGUAUGGCCCGGAACUACACGAAGCGCUUUAAGGAGAACCAGGCGACCAAGGUUGGCAUCCUGUUCGACGGGAUUGCCGGCACGCUGACAUACUACAAGGACGACAUCUGUCUGGGUGUGGCGUUCCGUGGUCUCAACGAGAUCCGUGAACCACUGUACCCGAUCGUCUGCUCGACGGCGGCCAAGACGGAAAUGAUCCUGACCGAGACGCGGCGCGAUUUCGUGAACCUUCAGGACCGCUGCCGAGCGGUCAUCAUCAAGCACAUCAACACGCAGGAGAAGCUCGAUCGGCUCGCCCUACCGUACUGCAUCAAGAACUAUCUGGCCGAGGCGAUCACGGACAGCAGCACGCCGUUGCGACCGCUGGAGCUGCACAUGUCGGAACAGUACCUCCUGUACUGAGGCAGCCCCACAACACAGAACAGCGUAGUUAAAUUGACCUAUUAACUAUUUGUAUUUGCUGCCGGCGCAGUGCUUGGCCGCCGCCGACCGGUCCCAUUUGGUUC